This is a messenger RNA of Pygocentrus nattereri (red-bellied piranha), 4546 nucleotides long. RefSeq names its product prolyl 4-hydroxylase, transmembrane (endoplasmic reticulum) (gene p4htmb). The record is from RefSeq and is a predicted model, not a curated record. Gene Ontology annotation, cellular component: endoplasmic reticulum. The coding region runs from base 621 to 2093 and encodes 490 amino acids. Gene Ontology annotation, biological process: peptidyl-proline hydroxylation to 4-hydroxy-L-proline. The transcript has 9 exons. Gene Ontology annotation, molecular function: L-ascorbic acid binding; iron ion binding; procollagen-proline 4-dioxygenase activity. NCBI's taxonomy places the organism in Eukaryota, Metazoa, Chordata, Actinopteri, Characiformes, Serrasalmidae.
CUGCUGUCAGCGGGAGCGAGAUGCCGCAGUUGUCAGGGCAAUGGCGUCUUAUCUCCUGCGAAGUGCUCUCUGCGGCACUGAGAGAUGUAGCUGUUGCUGUGAGCGAGUGAGAGAGCUAAACAGUUGAGCAGAUUCCUAAAACUGCUUUACAGCGAGACGUUUUGAGGACAAAUUUAAGGACAAACGCCGUCGAGCGAUGCAGCUGUCCGGAUUUCUGGAUGCUGAAAAUUACGCCGCAACGUAAACGAGAAUGUAAACGCUGGCGCCUGUGAGUACAGAGCUUUGUUCCUUAGGUUAGCAAGCUAGCUUGUGAGACACUGUACGCAAGCGUACCGCUGUAAAUCUACGUACAAUUUAGACGAAUGUGACUUGGUAUUGAACUUUGGUUCAAAAUAUCUUUUUAUUUACUUGACUUGUCUUUCAUUAGCUCUGCUAGGUUAGCUGAGCAGCUAGCUGUGUGACGUAUGUAUGUUUUCAUGCGUGAACUUUCAGCAGCUGCAGCCACCAGCGGUGGCGGAGAGAGAGCCGCUGAUACAGACCUGCUCUGCGCAGGAUCCGCUCGUGUAGCUGAACUAAACAACCGAAUGUGACUAAAUGUGUCUUCGCCGAUAAGCAGAAAAAUGAUGGAACCUCAGGAAAAUACAAACGAUGACUCCGUACCAUCACCAGCUCCGCCGCCGUUACCCCGAGAGAGAAUCCCGGUGCAGAAAGGCAGUGUGUGUUCACGGUCCUACUUUAUGGUCGUCAUGGUCUUCUUCCACGUGUACGUCCUCAAUGUCAUUGCACUGCUGCUUUACGUGCAUUACAACAGCGGCUCUGAGGCGGGCAGCUCCAGCAGAGACUUCAGCAGCAGGAGCAACGGGCACAAAGUAGCAGAACCGCUGGAUCCGCAGCCUGCUGACCCUGGGUUUACACGAAGAAUGCACCUUCCUCGGAUUGAAGGAAUACGGGUGGGCCAUGUCCAAAAAGUCUCUCUGGUGCCAGGAAAAAUGCAUGAGAUGAAGACCCUCAGUCUAAAGCCCCUGCUCUUCGAAAUCCCUCAUUUCCUCUCAGAGGAGGAGUGUUCUGUGGUGGUGCGCCUGGCUCAGCUGAAGGGCCUGAUGGAGAGUCAGGUAAUGGUGCCUGAGGGACAAGAGGAGCUAAACCAGCAACUCAACCUCAGCCCUGAAGAAAUAUUCAAUUUGCUUGACCUCAACCAGGAUGGCCAGCUGCAGCCACAUGAGAUUUUGACACAUUCUCGUGUGAGAGAUGGAAUCUGGUUGACUCCUGAGAAUCUUAGGGAGAUCUAUGCUGGCCUCAAAGCUGAUCAUGAUGGGAAUGGUCUGUUAAGUUUGGAGGAAUUUGGGCAGCUGAGCAGUGAUGCGUUCCAGCGUUUUCUUCUUCAGCGUGGCGUAAAGAGGAGCCAGUUGGUGAGGAACAGCAGGCACACAUGGCUGUAUCAGGGACAAGGAGCACACCAGGUGCUUAGAGACCUCCGCAACAGAGUCAUACGUUUAACAAGGCUCCCACCCUCUUUGGUGGAGUUGAGUGAGCCUCUUCAAGUGGUACGCUACGAGCAAGGUGGUCAUUACCAUGCUCAUCAUGACAGCGGACCGGUCUACCCUGAGACAACCUGUACACACACUCGGCUUGCUGCAAACACCACCUCACCCUUCCAAACGUCCUGCAGGUAUAUUACUGUCCUGUUCUACCUGAACACUGUAGAGGAAGGAGGUGAAACUACUUUUCCUGUGGCAGACAACAGGACCUAUGAGGAAGUGUCACUUAUACAAAAUGAUGUGGAUCUGUUGGACACUAGGAAGCACUGUGAUAAAGGCAACCUAAGAGUAAAGCCCACCAAGGGGACAGCAGUGUUUUGGUACAACUACCUUUCUGAUGGCAGAGGCUGGGUGGGUGAACAAGAUGAGUACUCCCUACAUGGAGGCUGUGUGGUUACUCGGGGAACAAAAUGGGUGGCCAACAAUUGGAUCAACGUAGACCCUGACUACCAUCGACAGGCCCGCUAUCAGCAGCUCGUCUCUCAGCAGGAGUCUCAGGAGCAGCAACUAGAGAAAAACCCAGAGCAGAACACAGACACACACCAAGACCUGUAAAUACACACACACACACACGCACAUACACACUCAGACGCAAACCAUAACCUGCAAACACACGCAGAAACACCCUGACGCACUUAAUUACAUGUACACUUGAGGUGUACAAUUCAUUAAAGCUUCAUGAAAAGGCUUAUCUUAUUCAACUCAUUUGGUCUUUGCCAGAUUUAAUUGAUGUGCUAGGGCAGUGAAAUCACCAAACAAUGCUGUAUAUUGGACAUGCGCAUGCACUCAAACACAUUCUGUCUGUUUCUGUACUCGUUUUAAAAUGCCCUUGCUAAACUAGGACUCGUCACUUCCCUGAUUAGAAAUAAUCACUGCCAUCUUAAGAGCCAUUCCAUUACUUUAUUAAUUCAAGUGAAGUUUGCUAGAUCUGCCCUUCAAGGGGCAAGUGAACAUAAGUAUCACUUUAGCUGGAGAACUUGCCCUGGGGUCUGAUGCCAUUACUUUUUCAAAGGACAAAGCUAUUUAUAAGCCAUAGCAAUAAAAUAUGGAAUCAUUCGCAGUUGACAACUAUAACAUUCAAUUUGCAAUACUCUAUUUAUGUUCAAAAAGCUGCCUCUGUUUUACAACUCUGCCAGUCUGCUAGCUUGUUUGUGAGCAAGCUAACGGCUACACAGCUAGCAAGAACAAAAAGCAUCACAAUAGUUAUUAUUCAUAAAAUGUACGCAUGUUAUGUUCAGACUUAUCAAAUGAUUUGCAUUACAAAAAUUUGCAUAGCUAGCUAAUUUGAUCACUGAGGCUGUCCCCCUCUCCACUCCCCCUCCUGUGUAAUGUAGUUGUGAUGCACUUCUGAGUGGUAAUUCGAAAUUAGCAAGGGCAUGUCAAUAAAAGUGAAACAAAGACCAUACCUUAACUUUACCUACCUGACAUUUUAGCUGCAGUGUUUAAGGUCAGCCACCUGUCCGAAGCCCUCAGCACAAAGACUCAAAGUUCUUCAAUAACAAACCCAAAUAUUGGGUUGGUGUGCUGUACCUGUGUUUGAUUAUUGAGACUCUAAAAUGUCCUCUGUGUUAGAAUAUUCUCCCAUCAUUGACAUUGUUCUACAAUGCUCACGCUCCAUUCACACCGUUAUUCAGCAUUAGCUCUCAGUUUACACUGUUUUUUAUAUUAACCCUUUAUUCACACUGUUAUUCAGUGUUCACCUCCAUUCACGCUAUUCUACUGUGUUCACUCCCACUCCCACCAGUUUGUUUGGUUUACCAGUGAAACAGUUGAAGACAACUACCAAUUUUAGAAUGUUGUGUGUUAGGGGCCGUUUAAAGGUCCUCUUAGAAGGACCUCUGUGCUUUCUAAAGGAAGAAAAACAAGAGGCACACUGCAGUCUUUUUUACACUGUCUCUGAAUGCUUGUCUGCUUGUUGCUAAGAAAUUAUAGCAUUGUAACGGUCAGAUAGCUGUGCUAGCUGGCUGUUGUUUUGAUAUGUACAGGCAGAAAGCUUGGUCACUUGCUCUUUUAGAAAAUGAUUUAUAGUUAAUUAGGAGGUGUUCUGCUCCUACUAAAACAAGCUAAAUAAUAAAAAAGCAGCACUGUGCUAAUUUUGAUCUUUAAAAUAUGUAGUUGAUCAGCGGAAAAUGUUCAUGAUGCAGGUUACUUUUUCCACUUGGUGUGCCUGGAGCACAGCACACAAACAACAGCAGUGCAGGGCAUAUAAAUGUGAGGCAUCAAGUGUGCAAAAACAACACGCAAAACCUGUCUCCGCCAGGCUUUGUAGAAAAGAUGUGACGUCUUCAACUAAAAAGUGUAUGUGUGAACCCCUUCUUAGCUUAUUAUCAAAUGCCGUUUUGCAGUAACAGGAAUUAAUCAAAGGCAGAGCUGACUUAAGACCAUCACCAGACAAAAAGUAUUGUUUCUUUGCUAAUAUGUAACAUGUCCUCUUUCCUUAACAACAGUCCCAGUCCUGUCAGGUAAUUUUAGAGUUUGUUUUCCUGUUUCAGCAUUUCACCUGUUGUAAUUGGGUCUGGUGAAAUUGCUGGUCGUAGUGUCCCGGUGUUCCAUCAUGUCUGUUGAACCAGUCACAUACAGACACCCUACAGUUAUGCUGAUCUGUGGGAAUUGUUGUGUUCUGCUAAGAAAUGAAGCACAAAGUCAGUGGUGUCAAAAUUUGUGCUGUCAUUAAGUAAUUUGGAUGCAGGAAUUAGAGAAGAUAUUAUGCAAUUGACCAAUUUUUGUCCAAAGAGCUUAUUUGCCAGGGUCACAUCUAUUAGUUGUCUGUUCUUAAGACCUUAGUCUGUUAUUUAGCCUGUGUGGUCUUUAGCGGCAUGUCCUACCUAAAAUUUGAUUUCCAACCAAAUCUGCUUUAGCUAACAUGGAGCACACACACACACUAGGACCUUAGAGAGAAGAAACACAUACAUUGUAAACGUAGAUCUAGAGAUACAUAAAAAAAAAAAACUAAAACACUGUUUGACCUGCACGAUACAUACAGCCUGUGGUCCCAUAUACAGCCUGCA